Molecule: messenger RNA, 1140 nt
Organism: Paraglomus occultum
Lineage: Eukaryota; Fungi; Glomeromycota; Glomeromycetes; Paraglomerales; Paraglomeraceae
Source: the annotation of a GenBank genome assembly
AUGGCAACCGGAAGGCUAAAGUUUCAGAGGAGAACGUCGUAUGACAUUAAAGGAAAGAAAACUGACAGAAUGGAGACUGCCUUGAGGGAGAAAGAGAAGGGAAACGAAUUCUUUGUGAAAGGAAACUAUGCGAAAGCAAUUGAAUAUUACACGAGAGCUAUGGAACUUGACCCAAAAGAGCAUACUUUUCCUAUAAACCGUGCAAUGGCUCACCUCAAGCUCAAAAAAUAUGCCGAAGUAGAACGUGAUUGCACAAUCGGAUUGAAAUUGCAUCCUGACAAUGCGAAAGCGUUUUGGCGGCGGGGCGUAGCCAGAAGAGAACAAGGGAAACUUGAUGAAGCAAAACAAGAUCUUCAGCACGCCCUCGAUCUAGAACCGAACGAGAAUUCUGUAAAACAAGAGUUGGCCAAAGUCAUCGACGCUUUGAAACAGAUUGAGCAACCAUCAGAGACUUUGCCCGUUGAAUCGGAUCAAAAAUCAAAAGCUGCGCCAGUCCCUCCGAGAAGACGAUUAGAGAUUGAAGAAGUUGAGACUGACGACUUUGGUGAUGAAACUCUUGCUGAUGGCAAAGCAAAUGGUGACACAAAGGGGAUUGUUGAAGCAUUGGUGGAAAAAAAAGACGAUAAAGUCACCGAGUCGACAAAUUCAAAGGCGUCCAACAUUAAAAUACAAAGCGACGUCGCUGAUCAGACGCACAAGGAAACUCUUACCGAGACGAAAGUAGACGUGACAAAAAAGCCGCAACAACGAAAUGACUUUCGCAUUCCGAAAACAAUACUCGAGUUUCAACAUGAUUGGUCACAAUAUUCGCAAUCGGAUGAUGAUUUGUACAAGUACAUAAAGGCCAUUCCACCGCAAAAACUUUCUAAAAUUCUUGGUGUAUUCCUCGAGACCGAAUACCUUGCCAGUAUAGCACGCAUACUGAGAGAUAAAUAUGAUAAUGCAAAGGAUAUAUACGAUGUUCUGUAUUGGCUGAGUAAAACCGAUAGACUUUCGAUCGCAGCAUCACUGCUAAAGCAAGACGACAGCAAAGUAUUGACGGAUGUUUUUGAACGUUUAAUUCCAAAAGCAAAUGAAGUUGGGUUAAAUCGGGAUGACAUUAUGCAAUUAUCAAAAUCUUUUAAAAUUUCCAUUGGAUGA